Messenger RNA from Penaeus indicus, 1494 nucleotides. Its product is annotated as collagen alpha-2(VIII) chain-like. The transcript is spliced from 2 exons. The record is from RefSeq and is a predicted model, not a curated record. NCBI's taxonomy places the organism in Eukaryota, Metazoa, Arthropoda, Malacostraca, Decapoda, Penaeidae. The annotation marks the transcript as partial.
UCCCUCCCCUCCGGGCCACCCUACUCACACUCCCUCCGUCGCAGGGUUACCUGUUAGUGCUUUUUGCCGAGCGUGUAUUGGCGGUGUUCAGGGCGAAUUCCUCGUUGAAUUUGGCCGAGCAGGUUUGGUAGACUCGUGGGUGCGUGCAUGUGUGGGCGUGGGUGCAGUGUGAGGGCGUGGGGCGUAGUGCGGGCAAGGGUGGCGACGCACGGCACGCAGCAACGUUUCUACCCCCCUCACCCCCGAAACACGCAGCAGCGGGGGCUGGGCGGCGUGUGUGUGCGCUGUUGUGUGCGAUGGUCCGCCGCGUGGGUCGUGCGCCGCUUUACCCUGUCUGUGAACUGUGUGCAUGUCGUCCUCUGCGCUCAAGAUUCAUUGAUUGACGUGUGUGAGGAUUACACGGCACCCCGGGAGAGGCUAGGAGGCGCGCGGCAGCACGGUGAGAGUGAGUGAGAGAGGGAGAGACGGAGAGAGAGAGAGGGAGGCAGAGAGAGGCGAGGUGUGCGCGGGAGAGAGGCGCGGGAGAGAGCCACCUCUAGCAGCAGCCAGCUACAGUCAGCCCGGGACCCGCCACUCACUGCCACCGCCUCUGCUGCUCCAGCCCGCCCCUGUGUGUUCUGUACGAGCAGUGUUGCUGCCUCCGCCCGAGCUGCUGCUGUGUCUUCACGUGCGGAGCGUUGAUGGCACGCGCGCACCCCGCCACCCCCGCCCUCCCGCCCUACCAGAGUGCCCGUGGUGGAUGAGGUGGAGAAGGUGUUGGAGGUAGGAGGGGCACCGCCCCCUGUGACAGGUGCCAGUGUCGGUGUGUGAGUGGCGGCGGCCACAUGGUGUAGUGGUGACAGUGCUGAGUGGCCCGGGCCGCACUUUAUGGUGGCCACAGAAGGCUGAACACAUCGCUAUAUGCCCAUCAAGACGGGUCGUCGCAAGCAGCCCGUCACCACGGGGUUGGGGGCCCCAGGGGACCAUGACGGCCUGCCCCCACCCCCGCACAUGAUGCCCGGCGCCGUAGGUCCUCAGGGUCCCCUCGGCGGGGACACCGCCCCCGUGGGGCCAGGGGGCAUGCCCCAUGGCCCUCAGGGUGGACCUGUAGGACUCGGCUCGCACCCGGGCCACGGGCCACCGGGAGGACCUGGUGGCUUCUUCCAUGGCCCGGGAGGGUCGAGCGGGCCAGGACCGGGUCCCGUUGGGCCAGGUGGACCUGGAUCAGGACCCGGAGGUCCCGGGGGACCUGGACCCGGUGGUCCGGGCAUGCCAGGUCAUGGCAUGCCGAAUGGCCCUCAGGGACCUCCAGGUUCUGGUCCUGGUCCAGGCAUGAUGCCCGUUGGGCCUGGCCCCGGUGGCCCUGGCGGACCGGGUCCAGGGAUGCCCAUGCACGGACCAGGAGGCCCUCCAGGACCCAUGAAUCCGGCGUUUUUCAGACGACACACCCCUUAUUUUGGCCAGCCAGACUACAGACUGUACGAGCUCAACAAACGGCUGCAACAGAGGUCUGAG